UCAGGUCUAUGUGGCAACUACAAUGAUGUCCAAUUAGAUGACUUCAAAAUAGAGUCGGGCGUCACUGAGGGCACACCAAUAACCUUUGUCAACUUUUGGAAAAACCAAAACAGUUGUCUAAAUCUUGAAAACACAUUUGACAACCCCUGUGGACAGCAUUCGGAGAUAGAGAAAGUAGCUAAAAACUGGUGUUCCAGUCUUACAAACCCAAAAGGAGUUUUUUCCGCAUGUCAUUCAGAAAUAUCUCCUGAGAUUUACUACCAAUGGUGUGUCUAUGACACCUGCAAAUGUGCAGAUAUUAGGAAGUGUAUGUGUGCGGCUGUGUCCAACUAUGUCCACACCUGUGCUGCCAGAGGAGUCAUUCUCCAGGGCUGGAUGGAUUCAAUCACCUGUGUGACUCCGUGUCCAGGCAACAUGAAGUACUCCUACAGCGUGACCAGCUGUGGCAGCACAUGCCGCUCUCUUAGUGGACAAGAUAGCACCUGUCAAGGGUCCUUCACACCUGUAGAUGGUUGUGUAUGUCCUGAGGACACCUACCUCAACAAUGACGGCAGCUGUGUGACUGCUGACCAGUGUUCUUGUUACAGUGGCAACCAGGUCAUAAAACCAUCAAGCAUAAUCUACAAUAAUGGUGUUAAAUGCACCUGUAACCUUGGCAAAUUACACUGCUCCAGCCAAGAAGACUGUGUGAAUCCAAUGGUCUUCUUCAACUGCUCAAAACAUGGACACGGACACAAAGGGACGGAGUGUCAGAGGACAUGUGAGAAACAAGACCCCAACAAUUGCGUGAGUACAGGGUGUGUAUCAGGGUGUAUGUGUCAAAAUGACCUUCUAGUUGAUGGGAAAGGUAGGUGUGUGGAGAGGGAAAACUGCACCUGUGUCCACAAUGGGCUCUUCUAUUCACCUGGAAAUCAAGUUCAAGAGGACUGUAACACCUGCACAUGCACAAAUGGGAGAUGGAAUUGUACUGAAAAGACAUGCUAUGGCACCUGUACCAUCUAUGGUGAAGGUCAUUUUAGGACUUUUGAUGGCAGGAGAUACUCCCUCUACAGAGAAUGUGAACACAUCAUAGCCCGUGAUAAUUGCAAUAUGAACCAGACUCUCUCCUUCAGCAUUGUCACACAGAACAAAUUCUGUGAGACCACCAGCACCAUCUGCAAGUCUAUCAGUCUCAAAUUUGGGAGAUAUGAGAUUCAUUUUUCCGAGGAUGAAGUCAAAGUUAUUGGCAAUGACACUGAUUACCAAUAUCAGAUUCAUACUGCAGGGAUAUAUAUUGUCACAGAGGUCAAAGGUCUUUUGAACUUAAUCUGGGACAAUAAAACAAGUUUGAUGCUCCAACUUGAUCAAAAAUUUAAGGGCAAGGUGUGUGGACUGUGUGGAAACUUUGAUGGUAAUGCGAACAAUGACUUUAUGAAGCACAAUGGAGAAGUGGUGACGGAUCCAGCAGAUUUUGGGAACAGCUGGAAAGUGAAUCCUGACUGCCCAGAUUUGACAAACACGAUAGACUUUUGUAAAGAAAGUCCACAUCGGGUUGUCUGGGCUGAAAAACGAUGCAGCAUCAUAACAAGUGAUGUCUUUAAAGUUUGCCACACACUUGUGGAUUCUGGACUAUACUAUGAUGCCUGUGUAAAGGACACCUGUGCAUGUGACACUGGGGGUGACUGUGAUUGUUUCUGUACUGCAGUGGCAGCUUACGCUGCUGAAUGCCGUAAAAAAGGAGCUUGUGUGGCAUGGCGGAGCCCAAGCAUCUGCCCCUUAUUCUGUGACUACUACAACCCUCCGGGAAAGUGUGAGUGGCACUAUAAAUCCUGUGGACAACCCUGCCUGAGAACCUGCAAAAACCCCUCACGAACUUGCUCUGAUCAAAUUCCUCUACUUGAAGGAUGUUUUCCUCAGUGCCCUCCAGACACUCCAUAUCUAUUGGAUGAAACCAUGACUUGUCUCUACAACUACUACAGUGUCAACCACAACUACUACCACGACUACUAUAACACCACCAUCUACAACAACAGGAACAUCUACUGCUACACAACUAUAACACCACCAUCUACAACAACAGAAACAUCUAUGUCUACCAAAUGUUUCUGCAUAUAUGAAAAUGUAAACUACCCAGUGGGCUCAACAAUCAGCCCUCUACAGGAUGAGUGCUAUACUGCUUAUUGCAACUCCUCUUGUUAUAUUGUAAAAAAGAUUCGAUCUGACAAUCACACGACAGACGCAUGCACUGUGUUAACAUGCAAAAAUGGAAAACUCACCCCGGAACCUGUAUAUUGUGAACCAAUAACUUCAAACCAUAAAUGUGACAACGGGUUUGAUCCUGUGAAGGUGUAUUACAACAAUGGCUGCUGCUAUAAGUAUGAGUGUGAAUGUUUGUGCAUGACCUGGGGUGACCCUCAUUACAGAACCUUUGAUGGACAAUACUAUGCUUUCCAAGGAAACUGCACUUAUGUUUUGUUCCAAGAAAUCAUCCCAAGAUACAACAUCAGUGUCCAUGUUAAAAACUACUAUUGUGAUGUUACAGACCUUCUUGCUUGCCCUGAGUAUGUGAUUGUGUAUUACAAAUCCUACAAAAUCAAGCUGACCAGCAAUAAUGAAGGGAUCCAUGUCUAUGUUAAUGAUGAAGAGAAAAAGCCAACAUAUGUAAUCGAUAACAUCAUCAUCUCUACUACUGGCAUGACAGUGACUCUGAAUAUCUCUGAUAUCAAAACUGAGAUUACAGUCGGAGAUUUAGAUGUCAAAAUCAGACUCCCAUUCUCCUACUUUCAUGAUAAUACACAAGGACAGUGUGGGUAUUGUGACAACAACACCAGAAAUGACUGCAGACUUCCUAAUGGAACAAUCGACAAUUCAUGUGAGCACAUGGCACAAUUUUGGAUGGUCCCCCCAGUAUGUGAUCCACCUCCUCGUGCACCUUCUCCAUCUAGCCCUCCAAACAUUACUGUCUGUGAAAUCAUCCCUAGCAAUUUGUUUAAAAGCUGCCAUAAUGCCAUUCCCCAUCAGGACCAUUAUAAGGCAUGUGUAUAUGAUGUAUCAAGAAUGGGAAAUGAGUCUGUUGCCUGUUCUAGUGUGGAGGCCUAUGCACAGCUAUGUGGUCAAAAGUCUAUCUGUGUGGACUGGAGAAGCUCACCUGUCCUCAAAGGGCUAUGUGAAUUCAAGUGUCCCAGUCACAAAAUCUACAAGGCAUGUGGACCUAAAGUGGAAAAAUCCUGCAGUACAUCGUACAAUGAUAUGUAUGCAGAGAAAGAAUGUCACAGGAUUGAUUGUAACCAAAUGAUAACGGAAGGUUGUUAUUGUCCUGAUGGCCAAUAUCGGGUUAAUAUGACAUCAAAUAUGUGUACAUCUUACUGCGAUUGCAUUGGCCCUAAUGAUUUACCUAAAAAGCCUGGGGAUACAUGGACAGUUGAUUGUAACAUAUAUAAUUGCACUACUUCUGGCAUUCGUUUGAAAGAGCCUGUAAAGUGUCUAACUGAAAUCCCCUGUGCUGACGGAUACAUAAGAUCUGUUCAAAACUGCUGUCCAACUUGUGUUUGCGAUCCUAAGCAAUGCAUUACGAAGAAAUGUGAUGUGGGAUUUAAAUUAGCAUUAAAUAUAACUGAAGACCGUUGCUGUUCCUGUGUGCCUAAAGAUGUCUGUGUGUAUAAUAACACUGAGUACAUGGUUGGAGAAGUCCGCCAUUACACAUGUGAAACUAUUACUUGCCGUCAAAUUAACGGCUCCUUUGUGACUGAGAAGAACUCCAAGACGUGCACAUACUCGGGUCAAUUUCACUGUAAACUUGGCUCUGAAUAUGUGAAACAAGAAGAAGACUGCUGUGGAAAGUGUGUACCAAGGAACUGUACUUACAUGGCAGACAACACCACAUAUAUGAUGCGGGUUGGAGAAGUCCACAUUUACAAAUGUGGAAAUGUUACCUGUCGUGAAAUUGAUGGCUCGCUCGUGACUGAGAAGAGCUAUGAGAAGUGCACUUACUCAAGUUCACGUGACUGUAAUCCUGGCUCUGAAUAUGUGAAACAAGAAGAAGACUGCUGUGGAAAGUGUGUACUGAAGAACUGUACUUACAUGGCAGACAACACCACAUAUAGAAUGCGGGUUGGAGAAGUCCACAUUUACAAAUGUGGAAAUGUUACCUGUCGUGAAAUUGAUGGCUCGCUCGUGACCGAGAAGAGCUAUGAGAAGUGCACUUACUCAAGUUCACGUGACUGUAAUCCUGUUGGAGAAGUCCACAUUUACAAAUGUGGAAAUGUUACCUGUCGUGAAAUUGAUGGCUCGCUCGUGACCGAGAAGAGCUAUGAGAAGUGCACUUACUCAAGUUCACGUGACUGUAAUCCUGUUGGAGAAGUCCACAUUUACAAAUGUGGAAAUGUUACCUGUCGUGAAAUUGAUGGCUCACUCGUGACCGAGAAGAGCUAUGAGAAGUGCACUUACUCAAGUUCACGUGACUGUAAUCCUGCUCACGAGGCGUACAAGUUUAAAUGUACAACUGGUGAAACCAGAAACUGUGUUGGUGUGAUGAACAUCACCAACAACUGUGUUCUUGAGAAGAGCAACACCCGUCUGCAUGUCAAUGGUUGCACUUCCAUCGAGGAUGUCGAAGUUACAUCCUGCACUGGCCACUGUGACAGUACAUCGAUGUGA
Messenger RNA from Sinocyclocheilus grahami, 4635 nucleotides. RefSeq names its product mucin-5AC-like. The transcript has 37 exons. Gene Ontology annotation, molecular function: protein binding. The annotation marks the transcript as partial. The record is from RefSeq and is a predicted model, not a curated record. Gene Ontology annotation, cellular component: extracellular matrix. NCBI's taxonomy places the organism in Eukaryota, Metazoa, Chordata, Actinopteri, Cypriniformes, Cyprinidae.